CGAGAAACUACACCACCCAAGAACAUAAUCCUGGAAGCUUGUAGAUGUCAUUUCUGCAUGACAGUAUGGCAGCGCCCUUGGAUCAGAAGCUUGGGCAUACAACAGUGAGCAGUAUCGCUCGGCCGUUGAUCGUUCCGGAAUUAUUCAGGUGAAUUCAGUGAAACCGGUGUCAUGAUGGAUAUCGAAGAUGAAGUAUUACGGAUUAAGAAGAAAUUGGAGAAGGCUAUGAAAGGCGGGAAGAAUAGUGAUUCUACGCUGGACAUGCUGAAGAAGCUUCAAGAGAUGCCGAUUACAUUGGAAGUGCUGACGAAAACUCGCAUAGGAAUGACUGUCAACGCGCUGCGGAAGAACGUCGGCGACGAUGCCGUAGUUGCCACUGCAAAGACCAUCAUAAAGGACUGGAAAAAAUUUUUGGCUCCUUCAGGAUCGAAAGACAGCGUUAAUGCAGCACCUGGGUGCAUCAGCGAAGAAAAUUCACGGGAUGGCGCCGAAAAAGAAAAAGACGCCGAGAGCAACGGUGGAAAAUCGGAAUCCGGCCCGGCGCUUUCGCGGGGUGAAAAAGAAGUUUCUUUUCCGCCGAGGCCUGUGACAACUGACAGUGUUCGGUUGAAAUGCCGGGAAAUGUUAACAGGAGUUCUACGCGGCGAGGAUAUAGAGGAUGUUAUGGCUUCGCCGGAAGAAAAAGCUGCGGAUUUAGAGCAGGCCAUUUUCGAUGAAUUCCGGAACACUGAUAUGAAGUACAAAAACCGCGUAAGGAGCAGGAUGAUGAAUUUGAAAGAUGCAAAGAAUCCGAUGUUGAAGGGUAAUUACAUGAGAGGCAUAAUCACGCCUCGGAAAUUGGCAGUCAUGACCCCGGAGGAAAUGGCUAGCGAUGAGAUGAGGGCCGUGAGACAGAAGUUCGUCAAAGAAGGAAUCGAUGAUGCUCAGCUGACUACUAAUCAAGGCACAAAAACGGAUUUACUGAAAUGCGGCAAGUGCAAGAAGAGGAACUGCACCUAUAAUCAAAUUCAAACACGGUCGGCUGAUGAACCGAUGACAACUUUCGUUCUGUGCAACGAAUGCGGGAACAGGUGGAAAUUCUGCUGAGCGUUUCCCUGCCCAGGAAGGACGAGAAAUCCCGGCUUCUGAGAAGCGCGUCUUCGGCUUGUUCCAAGCCUUUUAUUUGUUUUACGCUCCGACGAUUCUCCGCUUCCCAUUUUGAGCGCCCUCGCUAAACUUUGCUACGUUACUUCAAGAAAAGAAAAAAACCUUUUCAACAGCGAUUAAGUGAAGGAGGAGCUGUUAAGUGUUCGCGUGAAACAUACCGCAGUAUAACGACGAGGUCAGAAAACAACUUGAAUGCGUAUCCUCAAGUGGAAAAAUCGAUUUUUCUUUUUUUUUUUCUCUCAUUAUUUUGUGGAUCUCAGGAAAUUGAGGAGAGCGUGAAGAAAGCUUUGAGUUUCUGGGGUAUUGGGGGAUGCAGUUUUGAGUGAUUAGUGAGUCUUUGAAUUAUUUUUUCUCUUGUUUGCCAUAUUCUAUUCGACGUUUUGUGUACUACUAGUGCUGAUGACAGCGUGAUGUACAUAUGAGUUCCAUUCGAGUUCCAAAAUUACUGUUUUCCGUUGCCCAACUUCGUUGAUGUUUGUGAAGAGAUUGAAAAAUUAUUCAUUCAAUCCUUGUUUUCAACCUCGAACUCAUCGAACUGUUUUCUAAAAGUUCGGUAGCAAGAAAGAUGGUACCACCUUCACUCAUUUCCAAUUCUGACGAUGAGCGUCUGUUUUGCGUUGCUAACUUCGUUUUAUUCUGUAAUUAGAGUGAUCGUGACGAAAUGAAUACAGUGACUUUGGCCAGAUUCUUGAAGCCCAUCAGCCAUUAUCAUGGAAGUAUUCGGUCGACUUGGAUUUUGAAACGGAAAUAUGAACCGUAUCUGAGCAAAUUGAAAACGGAGCGGCCAAAAAUGUUGAGGAACAAGCACAGGAUAUACGAAUCCGUCGACAAUUUGACCCAUAGACUAGAAUAUCCAAUUGAAAUCCUACUGACGGAAAAUGUUGAAGGUCUUGGUCUCAAAGGAUCGAUCGUCAAAGUUAAACCACAUUUCGCCCGCAAAGAAUUGCUGUAUUUGGGCAAAGGUGUGUACGUGACGCCGGAAAAUUUGGCCCAGUACGAAAGCAAAGACAUCAGUGAAAUGAAAUCUGCGAAUAUAUCCUCGCCCGUCGUUCCGAUGAUAAACAAGCGAGAGAAAACCGCGAUACGGCUGAGGAUCGAACAUUAUUUCAAAGAAAUAGAACGCAGGAUCCCGAAAAGCGACACCUACUGGGAAGAACCGAAUGGUGAAGUAUUCGCUGAAGAUAAACCUGCAUUGGACGAAUUGAGGUCCAAUUAUGACCGACUCGCAAAAGAGAAGGUUCAUGAAAGGAUAAAGAAGCUUUCGUCACUAUCUUCGGGUUCAGAGUUGACUGAUAUCUCAAUUGUUAAGAAACUGCCAUGUUUGGAAGUGCUGUCCCUCAGCGUGAACAGCUUGAGCACACUGGCGGAUUUGCAGAAUUGCAAGGUUUUGCAAGAACUGUACAUACGGAAAAACAAUAUACAUGAUUUGUCGGAGAUUUGCUACCUCAAAGACCUCAGGAAGCUCAAAUGUUUGUGGCUUGCAGAUAAUCCCUGCGCUGACCACGAAAUGUACAGGAUGACGGUGUUGAAGCACUUGCCGCAAAUUCAAAAAUUGGACAAUGUUGACGUAGAGCCGGAAGAGAUACGGGAAGCUCACGAUCGAGGUUUGGAUUUGAUUCAUCCUUUGGAACGGCAACCCGGAAGUGGUUAUUCCUAUGUCUCUCCACCACAAGCCUACCAAGCUAACAAUUCACCAUCACCGGCAGCUAAAGAACCUGCUUCAGUGACCAGUUCGGGCAAACGAGGUGGCACGCUUGUUGAGCAGCCUAUAGCGGAGGAUAAAGAGCUUGUGCUUGUGUCGGAAACCACUGUGCAACGCUUGCACAUUUCCGAGUCGAAGGACAGUCUGGCGAGUGAGAAACACUACGAGAGUCCAGCUCCUUCCAUGGAGUCUUACGAAUACGAGGAAAUCGUCUCUCCGAGACGUCCUGCGUCCGCAAGUGCGCCGCCGUCGCGAAAACCGAGUCAGUGUGACGCUGGCGGCGGUGAUGGACUGUACGGGGUGCGAAGGCAUUCGCAGAUCGAAGCUCCAGUCUCGUAUGAAAACCAAAGAAUGGCGUCUUACGGGGUUAGGCGGCCAUCCGUGAUUGAGGAACCGCCGCAGAGGUUGCCGGAAGAGUUCUCUCCUCCAUAUCAGGUGGACUUCUCUCCCGAGUACAACCUGCUCCAGAUGCAACAGCGUCAGCAGCAACAGCUGGAGGAAAUGCGUCGACAGGAAGAGCUGAGGAGACAGUCGGAGGCGUACCAUCAGCAGUCUGUUGAACAGAUUGAACCAUUCCGUAAUGUCAACACUUCUCCGACCCGCAAUUUCGCCCCGCGUCAGAAGCACCGUUCGUCCAACAUCCUGUCAGCCGUUUUGUGCCUGCUGAAAGAGCUGGACGUGCGCAGCUUGGAAGUAGUUGAGAUGUCAGCAAGAGGCCGGAUUGAGGAGUUGCUAGAGGACUAGCUGAAGAAAAGAACGCACUGUAAUGAUUUAACACAACGAAGGGUGACUAAAAAUGAUCUGUGCGAAGCGUGAAGGAGAGCUGUGGACAAAAUUUUAUUGAUCAUCGAACUUCGGUUUCCCGUUUAUAGAGAAAACAAAUCAGCGAACAGCUUCGGUUAUGCGUUGAGUGGGCUGUAAUUGGAUUGUUUUAAAUCAAUGCAUCUUGGAAAAAAAUUUCCGAUCACCUCAAGCUUCGGAUUUCUUGCCAGUACGAUUUUAAUAUCUUGGUGACUGAAUUGGAGCUUGACGCUGAAAGAAGCUCAAGUGAUUUUUUUUUUUUUUU
Molecule: messenger RNA, 3914 nt
Organism: Notodromas monacha
Lineage: Eukaryota; Metazoa; Arthropoda; Ostracoda; Podocopida; Cyprididae
Source: the annotation of a GenBank genome assembly